Messenger RNA from Chionomys nivalis (European snow vole), 2278 nucleotides. RefSeq names its product zinc finger protein 16 (gene Znf16). NCBI's taxonomy places the organism in Eukaryota, Metazoa, Chordata, Mammalia, Rodentia, Cricetidae. Gene Ontology annotation, biological process: negative regulation of transcription by RNA polymerase II. The record is from RefSeq and is a predicted model, not a curated record. Gene Ontology annotation, molecular function: DNA-binding transcription repressor activity, RNA polymerase II-specific.
UAUUUGCUGGAUGUGAACAGAAGGGGGAGCUGAGGGAUGCUCAGAAUCUUGUCCUGAGCCAAUGGGCAAACUCUAAGUGCAUCCUGAUGUCUGGUGUCCUAGAGAGGACAGAUUCCAGUACUGAGGAGACGCUGUAUUCCCAGGAGCACGUUUCUGACAAAUCACAGACAGCAGUGCCAGACGGCUGUGUUGGUGAUGUUUCUCGGUCUCCAAAGCGAGGGUGCUGUGAUGAAGUGUUAGGAAGAAACUGGAAUGCCUCUGAAGGUGAGAGCCUGGUACAGCCCCUCUACUGGGAGGGAGACGGCACACCAGUGACCGUGUCCCUUAAGGGCCCCUUAGGGGAGAAAGGUCUGAUUUGUAAUGGUUUUGACAAAAACUUCAGUUUGAGCCCAAGUCCAUUAGUGUGUCAGGGAAUCUCUGCAGAAGAGAGGCCACAUCCACACUACACUCCAGAGAACUUUCAGCACAAUAGAGACCUGACUGGCCAGGAGGGGCUUCCUGUGCUUGAGAGCCCUCUCAUAUGUACUGGGUGUGGGAAAACAUUCAGAGGAAACCUUGGCCUUGUUCAGCAUCAGGGAGUCAUCUGUUCAGAAUGUGGGAAAUCUAUUAGCCAGAACUCUGUUCUUAAAAACCACUGGCAACCUUACCUAAAUAUGAAAACCUUCAGCCAGAACUUAAGCCUUAAACACCAAAAGUCUCCUGUGGUUGAGAAGCCUUAUGAAUGCAGCGAAUGUGGGAAGGCCUUCAGGUGGAGCUCAAACCUCAUCCAACAUCAAAGAAUCCAUUCUGAAGAAAAGCCGUACGCAUGCAGCCGGUGUGGGAAGGCCUUCAGGCGGAGCUCACACCUCACUAAACACCACAGAAUUCACACUGCUGAGAAGCCUUUCGAGUGCGAUGAGUGUGGUAAAGUCUUUAGCCAGAGUGCACACCUCCGGAAGCAUCGGAGGGUUCACACCGGGGAGAAGUCUUAUGAGUGUAAUGACUGUGGCAAGUCAUUCAGCCGCCUCUCGAAUCUCAUCAAGCAUCAGAGGGUCCACACCGGAGAGAAGCCUUACUCGUGCAGAGACUGUGGGAAGGCCUUCAGCCAGAGCUCCAGCCUCACCCAGCACCGGAGAAUCCACACCGGAGAGAAGCCUCACGUGUGCGGUGAGUGCGGAAGAACCUUUAGUUACAGCUCUGUGCUCAGGAAGCACCAGCUCAUUCACACCGGUGAGAAGCCGUACAGGUGCAGCGUCUGUGGGAAGGCCUUCCGGCACAGCUCAGCCCUCGUCCAGCAUCAAGGUGUGCACACUGGAGACAAGCCCUACGAGUGCCACGAGUGUGGAAAGACCUUCAGCCGGAGUUCCAACCUCAUCCUUCACCAUCGAGUCCACACUGGAGAGAAACCUUAUGAAUGUACUGAGUGUGGGAAAACCUUCAGCCAGAGCUCCACCCUCCUUCAGCACCAGAGGACCCACAAUGGGUUAAAACCGCACGAAUGUAACCAGUGUGGCAAAGCCUUCAACCGGAGCUCCAAUCUUAUCCACCACCAGAAAGUCCACACUGGGGAGAAGCCCUACACGUGUGUUGAAUGUGGGAAGGGCUUCAGCCAGAGCUCACAUCUCAUUCAGCACCGGAUAAUCCACACUGGAGAUAGGCCCUAUCAGUGCUGCAAGUGUGGGAAAGCCUUCAGCCAACGGUCAGUCCUCACCCAGCACCUCAGCCUUCACACUGGCCUGAAGCCCUAUGACUGCUCUGCUUGCGGGAAGACUUUCAGCCAGCGGUCCAAGCUGGUUAAACACCAGUUAAUUCAUACAAAGGAGUAGCCUGGGCCAGGCGAUGGUGGCGCACGCCUUUAAUCCCAGCACUCGGGAGGCAGAGGCAGGUGGAUCUCUGUGAGUUCGAGGCCAGCCUGGUCUACAAGAGCUAGUUCCAGGACAGGAACCAAAAGCUAUGGAGAAACCCUGUCUCAAAGGAGUAGCCUGGAGGCUGGGAGGAGGAAAGCUGGGCCUUGGUUCCUCUCGGAUUCUUCUGGCCCUUGUUUCAUUCAGCCUUCCCCUUCCUAGACUUGAAGCCAGGCUCACUGAUUUUUAUGCCCAGCUGCCACAAAACCUGGAGCCCUCCUUUGAAACAUCCUACAGGGGUCCCUUUUGCUGUUGCUGCCAACUCGGGACCUCUCUCUGCAUUCUGUUGUCUUUCUUUUUUUUUUUAAGAUUUAUUUAUUUAUUAUGUAUACAGUGUUCUGCCUGUGUGCAUACCUGCACCCCAGAAGAGGGCACCAGAUCUCAUUACAGAUGGU